AAAUUGAUAAAGCCCAGAAAAUAUGGUGAUGUACAUAUCUUAGAUGAUCCUUGAAGUAUUUUAGAAGUCCUUGUCCUUUAAAUGAGAUGAAAAGUUAUUUAUCCUGCUCCUAACCUCCCUUUUGGCAUAGUUUUAAAUAAUUGCAGGAUGACAGAAUGAAUUGAGACUGAGAGAGCCCUUUAUUUGUCAUGUUUUCCUAGGCCUCAUUGUAACCAUUCAACCCUUUGUACCAGAUGGCUCCGACGCAGGGCCAGCCGCCGCGGCUGUCGGCGGCGCUGCGCCAGUUCACCGAUGUCUGUCCGCGCCGCGCCGCUCCGCCGCCGGAGGGCGCCGCAGCCGCCGAGAGCGUCCUGGCCCGCCGGCUCCGCCAGAAAGCCGAACAGCAGAAACGAUGUGCCGGCGAGCAGUGGCACCGGCUGCAGCAGGCGGCCGGGCCCAACUGCCGCCGCCAGCUGAAGCAGCUGCAGCUGGCGGCGCUGGCGGCGCUGGGCGGGGACGCGCCGCCGCCGGCCGUCGAGGAGGCUGCCGUGACGGCGGUGCGGCUGCUGGCCGGCGCCGAGCGGCUGACGACGCCACUACGCCACCAACUGGAGGCCGCGCUGCCGGCCGUGACGGCCGCCGUCGGCCAGCAGCUGCUGCAGGCCGUCCAGGAUGCCGUCACCGAGAUGGAGCCGGCCGCGCUGACGGCCGCGCUCAGCCCGCCGCAGCCGGCCGACGACGGCCAGGAGGCGGAGUUCGGAGCCUCACUGCGGCUCGGCGGACUGGAGCCGUGUGAGUGGCAGGAGCCGACACUCUCCGACCUCGGCGGCCGGCCCAACGGCACCGCCGGCGCCGACAGCUCCUUCAACAUGCUGUACCGCAGCGACACCGCCCCGGAGAAGAAGUCGCUGCCGUACGGGCCCGACUGGCUGGCCGCAGAGCUGUCCCGCGCGGCCGGUCCUAGUGAUGCCCUCGACGACCUCAGUCUCGGUGUCUAUAACCUGCUCGAAUCGAACUCUGACAACGACGCACUCCAGAGCGAGUUGCUGGACCUGUUGGGUUUCGAGCGGAUCGAGCUGGUGUCGACGCUGCUCUCCCGCCGCUCUGAGGUGCUCGAGGCCCGAUCGGCGGGCGCCUCGCAGCGCAGCGUCUCGCCAAGAACGUUCCAGAAACUGUCGGCACUCGUCAAUGGCCAGAGGCCGGCCAAUCUGCCCGGUCAGUCCAUCACCGUCCAGUCACAGCGCGAGGUGGAGGCCAGGAAGGCACUCCGACGUGAGGAGAAACGGAUGCAGAGGGAGCGGGGUCGACAAACGGCCACCGGACAGGACUCCGAGGCGCCUGUCAUACAGCCGGAGCUGGCGCGGGCUCAACGUGAGAUGGAGCUGCUGCAGGCCAUGAGCGCGCCGCUGUUCCCCGACCGGCCGCGGGCGGCGCCGUGUCUCGCCGAGCGACUCCCGUACGUGUUCGACGCCUACAGCCAGGCGCGGCAGACGUCCGCGUUCGUGGCUGGGAACAAAAUCAGUCUGCCCGUAGGAUGCGAGUGGAGCGAUCACAAGCUCUACCAGGCGGUCGAGAUUCCCGUGGCCGAACAGGCGCCCACCGGCGUCGGCGAUGAGCGGGUGCAGAUCAGCACGCUGGACCAGAUCGGUCAGAAGGCGUUCGGAGGCAUUAAGCAGCUGAAUAGAAUCCAGUCGGUCGUCUUCAAGACGGCGUACGAGACCAACGAGAACCUGCUCAUCUGCGCUCCGACCGGAGCCGGAAAAACCAACAUCGCCAUGCUGACGGUGGUGCACCAGAUACGACAGCACAUCGACAAGGGCGUCAUACAGAGGGACGCCUUCAAGAUAGUGUACGUGGCUCCGAUGAAGGCGCUGGCGGCGGAGAUGACAGCCGGGUUCGGCCGCCGGCUGGCGCCUCUCGGCAUCACUGUCAGAGAGUGUACCGGCGACAUGCAGCUCACCAAGCAGGAGAUCAUGCAGACCCAGAUGCUGGUCACCACGCCCGAGAAGUGGGAUGUGCUCACCAGGAAAAGCACAGGAGACGUGUCGCUGACGCAGCUGGUGAAGCUGCUGAUCAUUGACGAGGUACACCUGCUGCACGGAGACCGUGGUCCUGUGGUCGAAGCUCUCGUGGCCAGGACAUUACGACAGGUGGAGUCGUCGCAGAGCAUGAUCCGUAUCGUGGGUCUGUCGGCCACCCUGCCCAACUACAUAGACGUGGCAGAGUUUCUUCGGGUGAACCCCAGGAGGGGACUGUUCUUCUUCGACGGACGGUUCCGUCCGGUGCCGCUGGGCCAGUGCUUCAUCGGUGUGAAGGCGCUGAACGCCAUGCAGCAGAUGAACGACAUGGACACGGUCUGCUACGAGAAGGCCUUCGACAUGGUCAGCAAGGGCCACCAGGUGAUGGUGUUCGUUCACGCCCGUAACGCCACGGUACGGGUGGCCACCCGUCUGCGCGAGAUCGCCAAGCAGCGCGGCCAGCUGGGGCCGUUCAGAGCCGAACAGUCGCCGCAGCUCGGGGCCGAACAGAAGAACGUUCAGAAGAGCAAGAACCGCCAGCUGAGGGAGCUGUUCGAUGACGGGUUCGCCAUGCACCACGCCGGCAUGCUGCGUCAGGACAGGAACCUGGUGGAGCGGCUGUUCUCUCAGGGGAUGAUCCGCGUGCUCUGCUGUACGGCCACGCUGGCCUGGGGAGUCAACCUGCCCGCCCACGCCGUCAUCAUCAGGGGAACCGACAUCUACGACGCCAAGCACGGUUCGUUCGUCGACCUGGGAGUGCUGGACGUGAUGCAGAUUUUCGGCCGCGCCGGCCGGCCCCAGUUCGACCGUUCCGGCCACGGAACCAUCAUCACCACUCAGGACAAGCUGUCGCACUAUCUGUCACUGCUGACCAACCAGUACCCGAUCGAGAGCAGCUUCACCAACCUGCUGGCCGACAACCUCAACGCCGAGGUGGCGCUGGGCACGGUCACAAAUGUCGAGGAGGCCGUCCAGUGGCUCAGCUACACGUACCUGUACGUGCGCAUGCGUAAAAACCCUCAGGUGUACGGCAUCAAGCCCGACGAACUGCAGGACGACACCCAGCUGCUGAUCCGGCGACGUCAGCUGAUCGAGAGCGAAGCCGCUAAGCUGGACAAGGCGCUGAUGGUGCGCUACGACCCACGAACCACCUAUCUGGACGUCACAGACCUGGGCCGGAUCGCCAGCCACUACUACAUCAAGUACGACACGGUGAUGGUGAUCAACGAGCGGAUCCAGUCGUCCAUGUACCAGCGGGACAUCCUCGCCAUGAUAUCGCAGUCGUCCGAGUUCGAGCAGAUCAAGGUGCGUGACGACGAGCUGGACGAGCUGGACCGUCACAUCCACGAGGACUGCGAGGAGCCGGUACUCGGCGGCUCGGAGAACGUCCACGGCAAGGUCAACAUCCUCAUCCAGACGUUCAUCUCGCGCGGACGCAUCGACUCGUUCUCGCUCGUCUCCGACAUGAACUACAUCGUCCAGAACGCCAAGCGCAUUGUGCGCGCCGUGUUCGAGAUCUGUCUGCACAAGCACUGGCCGCUGGUGUCUGCGCACGUGCUGCAGCUCAGCCUGCAGCUGGAGCGCCAGCAGUGGGCCUCGGAGACGCCGCUGCGCCAGUGCGGCGGCGAGCUGAACGCCCUCAUACUGGAGAAGCUGGACCAGCGCAACCUGCGGCCAGACGACGUGCGCGAGAUGGACGUCAAGGAGCUGGGUUUUCUGAUCCGGGACCAGAAGAAGGCGCCUGCCAUCCGCCGCGCGGCCUCGGAGAUCCCUGCCGUGACCCUGGACGCCAGCGUGCAGCCCAUCACCCGGCGGGUGCUGCGAGUGAGGCUGACCAUCACACCGGACUUCAGAUGGAGUGACCGAGUGCACGGCAAGACGUCCGAGACGUUCAUCGUGUGGGUGGAGGACCCCGACAGCAAUUACAUGUACCACCACGAGUACUUCAUCCUGCAGAAGAAACAGGUGCUCCGCGAGGAGCCACAGUCACUCGUGUUCACGAUCCCGAUCUUCGAGCCGCUGCCGGCGCAGUACUACAUCCGCGUGCUGAGCGAGCGCUGGCUGGGCUCUGAGGCGGUGCACCCGCUGUCGUUCAAGCACCUGAUCCUGCCCGACCGUCACCCGCCGCACACAGACCUGCUGAACCUGCGGCCGCUGCCGGUCUCGGCUCUGCAGAACAUCCACUACGAGAGUCUCUACGGCUUCACCCACUUCAACCCGAUCCAGACGCAGCUGUUCCACGCGCUGUACCACUCGGACUGCAACCUGCUGCUGGGGGCGCCCACCGGAUCCGGCAAGACCAUUGUCGCAGAGAUCGCCAUGUUCAGGGUGUUCACUCAGAUGCCCAAACGAAAGGUGGUGUACAUCGCGCCGAUGAAGGCACUCGUUCGGGAGCGGAUGAACGACUGGCGCGAGCGGCUGCAGAGGAAGCUCGGCCUUCGUCUCGUGGAGCUGACCGGCGACGUAACGCCCGACGUGCGGGCCAUCCAGUCGGCGGACGUGAUCGUCACGACGCCCGAGAAGUGGGACGGUGUCAGCCGCAGCUGGCAGACGCGCAACUACGUUCAGGACGUGGCGCUCAUCAUCAUCGACGAGAUUCAUAUGCUCGGCGAGGACCGCGGCCCGGUGCUGGAGGUGAUUGUCUCUCGGACCAACUUCAUCUCGUCCCACACCCAGCGCCAGCUGAGGAUCAUCGGACUGAGCACGGCCAUGGCCAACGCCGCAGACCUCGCCUCCUGGCUCAACAUCAAGGGCGUCGGCCUGUACAACUUCCGGCCGACGGUACGGCCGGUACCGCUCGAGAUCCACAUCCAUGGAUUCCCGGGCAAACACUACUGCCCGCGGAUGGCCACCAUGAACCGGCCCACCUUCAAAGCGAUCCAGACGCACUCGCCGGAGAAGCCGAGUCUGGUGUUCGUCUCGUCCCGGCGUCAGACGCGGCUGACUGCCCUGGACCUGAUCGCCUACCUGGCUGCCGAGGACAACCCCAAGCAGUGGCUGCACAUGGACGAGGCAGAAUUACAGCCCAAACUGGAUGAGGUGCGUGACCCGAACCUGCGUCUGACGUUGGCGUUCGGCAUCGGCAUCCACCACGCCGGUCUGGUCGAGUACGACAGGAAGCUGGUCGAGAAGCUGUUCGUCGAACAGAAGAUCCAGGUGCUCAUCGCCACUGCUACGCUGGCCUGGGGCGUCAACUUCCCGGCCCAUCUGGUCGUGGUGAAGGGCACUGAGUACUUUGACGGCAAACAGAAACGCUACGUCGACUUCCCGAUCACGGACGUGCUGCAGAUGAUGGGCCGCGCCGGUCGGCCGCAGUACGACGACAACGGCGUGGCCGUCGUGCUCGUGCACGACCAGAAGAAGCACUUCUACAAGAGCUUCCUGUACGAGCCGUUCCCCGUGGAGAGCAGUCUGAUGAACGUGCUGCCCGACCACCUGAACGCCGAGAUCGUGGCCGGCACGCUGCAGAGCAAGCAGGACGCCAUCGACUACCUCACGUGGACGUUCUUCUUCCGGCGCGUGCUGCAGAACCCCACCUACUACGACCUCGAGUCCACCGACGGAGAUUCGGUCAACAGGUACCUGUCUGAGGUGGUGGACGGAGCCGUCAACACCCUGGAGCAGAGCGGCUGUGUCGAGGUGGACGCCGACAACCGGGGUCUGUACGCCACCGUGCUGGGCCGUAUCGGCUCGUUCUACUACCUGAACCACCGCACCAUGGAGCUGUUCAGUGAGCGGCUGGGCGCCGACACCUCCGACCACGACCUGCUCAAACUGGUCUCGGACGCCUACGAGUAUGACGAGAUUCCGGUCCGACACAACGAGGACAUCACCAAUGGUGAGCUGGCGGCCCAGUGCCCGGUGCCGGUGGACAAGUACAGCUACGACUCUCCGCACGUCAAGACGCACCUGCUGUUCCAGGCGCACUUCUCGCGCCUCCGACUGCCCAUCGCCGACUAUGUGACCGACCAGAAGUCGGUGCUGGACCAGGCGAUCCGCGUGUGCCAGGCGCUGCUGGAUCUGGUGGCCGAGUCGGGCUGGCUGGCCACCACCGUCAGGGCCGUUCAGCUGCAGCAACAGCUGAUCCAGGCGCGUUGGGUGACGGACUCACCCCUGCUAACGCUGCCGCACCUGGAGAGCGGCCAGCUGCGCCUGCUGGGUCGGCUCGACUGCCUGCCGCGCUUGGUGGAGGCGGCCGGCGGCGGCGGCGACCGGAAGGCGUUCAGCGCCGUCCAGGAGAGACUGGCGCAGCACAUGGACGGCUGGCAGCUACAGGAGCUGAACGACGCUCUCCGCCGGCUGCCCCGGAUGCGUCUGUCGGUGGCCGUCGAGGGCUGGUGGGAGGCGUCUGCCUCGGCCGAGCGGCGGCCGAUCGCGUGCCGCCAGCAGCCGGCACAGCCCACCUGGCUGGACCUGCACGCUGACCAGGAGUACACGCUCCAGGUGGAGCUGCGCAGACUCAACCCGCCACCAAAGGAGGGCCGGGCGCUGGCUCACGCGCCCUGCUUCCCCAAGCCCAAGGACGAGGGCUGGGUGCUGGUGCUCGGCGAGGCAGACUCGGGCGAGCUGCUGGCGCUGAAGCGAGUGGGCGCCGGCCGCGGACGGUGCGCCGCGCCGCUGGCGUUCCGGACGCCGGCCGAGCCGGGCCGGCAUAUCUACACGCUGUACCUACUGUCAGACAGCUACCUGGGCCUGGACCAGCAGUACGACCUCUGGCUGAACGUGGUCGAGCCGUCGGUGUCGGCACAGGUCAACGGCGAGCUCGGAGACCUGGAGUAGGGUCGGCCGGGAGAGGGGGCAGGGGUGCUGUGUUUACGGGCCAGGAGAUGGACUGGUUGACGAGAGGAUUUGGAGCACAGAGGGGAGCCGCAGGACAAGCGAGAUCGGAAAAACAAUCGGUGGAUUCGAAGUGCUAGAACGCGUUCUUGAGGCAGACAAAUGUGUCAUAUGAGCUGCGAAUAACCAAGAAAUUGUUAUGUUCAGGAGCGUUACGCUGUCUCAGUUCGAAGCGAAGGGACUGAUACAGAUGAAGGAACUAGCACUGGCUGUUAUUGGGUCCACGACAGAAGAUGGAAUUGACACAUCUUCAAACGUGCGUUUCGUUAACCGUCCCGGGUGGGUCAGUACCUGUUACGAUGUUUCUGUGCGUGCGAUGGCACGGAGUCGCCGGUAGUGACACGUGGGGGCCACCGGGGCUCCGGCAGUCCAGACGGCAGGGCUUUCCUUGUUACGAGUGCUGCGACGGUCGCAGGUGGUUUUGUAUUGUGUGUGCUUCUGGCUCGGUGUGGCGAGUUCACUGGUGUUUAUACUGCGCGUGGUUUCAUGUGACCCGUGCGGAGAAGACUGACAGGUCGAGAGGUCAGUGCUGUUUCCCCAACGUGAUAGGGUAUCACAGUAAGGCCAGAGUGCACAAUGCCUCACUGUUCGUUGACCAGAAGCUUUAUAUGAUUGUCUCUUCUUAUCGUAUGAUUUUGUAAAAAGUCAUCAACUAUGCAUUGGACCGAAUGGCGGAUGGCGGGAUCUGUGAUACCCCAGCAAUUUCCACAGCCGCUUCGCCGGAGGUCACAGCUGUGUGUUGUCCAUGUCAUCCGUGUUGCGACACUGACAUACCAGCAAAGCCUGUGUGAUUUUGUCACGCCAUGAGCGACAGUUUAUCACACCCGCCAGUGCGUCGGUCCUUGCGAGCCCACAGUUGAGUAUUAUAGCCCAGUGACACGUUGAAUACAGUGGUGAUCGGAAA
Molecule: messenger RNA, 7737 nt
Organism: Amphibalanus amphitrite
Lineage: Eukaryota; Metazoa; Arthropoda; Thecostraca; Balanomorpha; Balanidae
Product: activating signal cointegrator 1 complex subunit 3-like
Exons: 37
Coding region: 234-6776 (2180 amino acids)
Molecular function (GO): nucleic acid binding; ATP binding; ATP hydrolysis activity
Source: RefSeq, a predicted model, not a curated record